Messenger RNA from Malassezia pachydermatis, 1866 nucleotides. RefSeq lists its product as hypothetical. Gene Ontology annotation, cellular component: membrane. Gene Ontology annotation, molecular function: magnesium ion transmembrane transporter activity. The transcript is spliced from 2 exons. NCBI's taxonomy places the organism in Eukaryota, Fungi, Basidiomycota, Malasseziomycetes, Malasseziales, Malasseziaceae. Bases 1 to 1866 code for a protein of 621 amino acids. The record is from RefSeq and is a predicted model, not a curated record. Gene Ontology annotation, biological process: magnesium ion transport.
AUGGGUGUCGGAACAGAUGAUCCGGCCGCCAACCCACCAGCGUACAAGUACAUUGGCCUGGCCCUGGCCGUAGGCAGUGGCGUGUUCAUUGGAUCCUCGUUUGUGUUUAAGAAAAAGGGUCUCCUUGCCGCCCAGAGAAAGUAUGAGACAACCGCCGGUGAGUCGCAUGCGUACCUCAAGAGUCCUUUAUGGUGGACGGGUAUGACUAUCAUGAUCCUUGGCGAAGUUCUCAACUUUGUGGCUUACAUGUUCGCUGAUGCUGUACUGGUAACGCCCAUGGGCGCCCUGUCGGUGGUAAUAAGCGCCAUCCUCUCAGCCAUCUUUUUGAAAGAAUAUCUGACGCUCUUCGGUAAAAUUGGGUGUUUCCUAUGUAUUGUUGGCUCGGUCAUCAUUGCUAUCAAUGCGCCUGAGCAAAAAGUCAGCGGCAACAUUCGUGAAUACGAGAAACUGUUCAUUGCUCCUGGGUUUCUCACAUGGCUCGGCAUCUGCGUCGUAGCCGCCUUGAUCCUUGUGUUCCUUGUCGCUCCGCGCUACGGUAAGAAAAACAUGCUUGUGUAUAUUACCGUGUGCAGCGUGAUUGGCGGCCUCAGCGUCAGUGUUACAUCCGGCCUCGGCGCGGCCAUCAUCUUAUCCAUUCGUGGCUCCAAUCAGUUUACCUAUUGGUUCACCUAUUUCCUCCUUGCAUUCAUUAUCGUGACUUUGCUAAUUGAAAUCAACUAUCUCAACAAGGCUCUGGAACUGUUCAACACCGCUGCUGUUACGCCGACGUACUACGUUCUGUUCACAGCAGCGACGAUCAUUACGUCCGUCAUUUUAUCGCAAGGUAUGCGUGCUAGUGCGGUGGACAUCGUGACCAUCGUGUUUGGCUUUUUCACCAUUUGCUCCGGCAUCGUCCUCCUUCAGCUCAGUAAGAUGGACCCUGUAGAGCUCGAACAGCAAAAAGGCGUCGACCGCAAGUCGUCUAUGCUGCUCAGCGUCAUGGAAAUGGGACACGAACUCGAACAUGAAGACGAUAUCACGCACAUCGAAGAUCCAGGUAUGGACUCGAUUCGGGGUGGUAUGGGUAUCGUCGGUAGCAUUAUGCGUGCCAAGAGCUCACGUAAGGCAUCGCGACGUCACCGUCGGCCUACGGGUCAAUUUGAUCCUGUACCUACGCUGAACCGCUGCGAUAGCAGUGUGCCGCGCUACCAACUGUAUGACCGGCCAGUAGCGUAUACGCCUGAUUCGGAACAGCACAUCAAGUUUGUGUCUGGUAGUGAGUUGCCGCAUGGUCAUCAUGGAUGGACAGAUGCACCGUCUCCCGACUCGCGGCCCACGACCAAGAUGGAUGUGCAUGACAGUCAUGCACCAAAGCCCAUCCUCGAAAAUGGGAAGGAACCCUCUCAUGUACGCUCUCCGCGAUACGAUCCGACUACGGAUGGCGACGUGGGCGACCAGAGCGCAUCGCAGGCCCAGAUAUCAUCGUACCACAUCAAUUUGCCGCCCAUCUGGGCCGACGAUGCAGACCUAGAUGGUGAUAAGAUUGCGUCUCCUACAGGGAUUGUGGACGAUUACUGUGAAUGGCUCGACGAGGACGACAUUGGAAGGGAGCCGCCAAUUCCGUUAGACCGUCGCGUAACGACCUCAACAGCGAUGCGGGAACGUUCGCGUACCGCUUCACGUACUGUAUCGCGCGCAGCAAAGGAUGCAGUAGGUCUGGGUUUAAUGAAACUACGGAUACCAUCGUCACGGCCCAACCUAGAGACGUCGCCAGAGCAACGACGGCCAACGAUGAGCCCUCGCCCCUACAUUCGCACACCUAUGCGCUCCAUGACCGAACCGCUGCAGAAAGAAGAACAGCAGGACCUGCUCUCUUCUUCUUCAUAA